Symbiodinium sp. CCMP2456 is the source of this 509-nucleotide messenger RNA. NCBI's taxonomy places the organism in Eukaryota, Dinophyceae, Suessiales, Symbiodiniaceae. The record is from the annotation of a GenBank genome assembly.
AUGGAGGAACACCUCGACCAGCUCAUGGACGAGGACCGCUCGACGACCGGUCUGUGGUCACUCCGUGUUCUCAUGAUCUUGACCCCGUGCCCCGCCGCUGUUACACGUCAGUUUCGUGUUCUGGUAGCUUUUGCAGAUCAGCAUGCUGCUCUGGUUACAGUUGCUCUGUCCAGCUUGCACGCUUGCUUUCGUCUGCUCCGCUGCCGUUUUGGCUUAGAUCUUUGGCCUUGGGCCUUUCUUUUCGUGCUCCCUGCCUUCUUGACCUUGACCUCCGGUCCGGUCAUGGCCCGCCACUCCCCCUCGGACAGCCGGUCCCCGUCUGGCCCACCUGCACCGUCCGGUCCGGUGGUCACCAACAACCCCGGCCCCUCCGUCCGGGAGAUCUUGGACGUGCUCGAGGCUGCCAACCGGGAUGACUUUGAGACAGGUCUGGGGCAACUCAAUGCGUCCACCUUAGGGCAGCUGCAGCACAGCGUGUCCGGUGUUUUGGUGGACUUCCUAGCGGCCCG